Molecule: messenger RNA, 1897 nt
Organism: Sphaeramia orbicularis (orbiculate cardinalfish)
Lineage: Eukaryota; Metazoa; Chordata; Actinopteri; Kurtiformes; Apogonidae
Gene: atg4b
Product: autophagy related 4B, cysteine peptidase
Exons: 13
Coding region: 97-1281 (394 amino acids)
Biological process (GO): mitophagy; protein processing; autophagosome assembly
Cellular component (GO): cytoplasm
Molecular function (GO): cysteine-type endopeptidase activity; protein-phosphatidylethanolamide deconjugating activity
Source: RefSeq, a predicted model, not a curated record
GCCUUUUUCCGGAUUCCGCAGCAUUACUUUCUUCCUAUUGGUCCAAGGGUUCGGAGUGCAGAGAACAACAAACAAGAUAGGGUGAAGACCGUCGGGAUGGAUGCAGCUACUUUAACAUACGACACACUGCGCUUUGGAGAGUUUGAAGAUUUUCCUGAGACCUCAGAACCAGUGUGGAUCUUAGGAAAGGAGUACAAUGCACUCACAGAGAAGGAAGAUAUUUUAUCAGAUGUUACUUCAAGACUGUGGUUCACAUACAGAAAAAACUUUCCACCAAUUGGAGGGACAGGACCGACAUCAGACACAGGAUGGGGAUGUAUGCUUCGGUGUGGCCAGAUGAUCUUAGGCGAGGCCUUGGUGUGUAGACAUCUAGGCAGAGACUGGAGAUGGGCCAGAGGCCAGAAACAAAGAGAAGAGUACAUCAGUAUUCUCAACGCCUUCAUUGACAAAAAAGACAGCUAUUAUUCCAUCCAUCAAAUUGCUCAAAUGGGAGUUGGAGAGGGAAAGCCCAUCGGCCAGUGGUACGGACCAAACACAGUCGCCCAGGUUCUAAAGAAGCUGGCUGUAUUUGAUACAUGGAGCCGAUUAGUUGUACAUGUGGCAAUGGACAACACUGUGGUCAUCGAAGAGAUCAAGCGUCUUUGUAUGCCUUGGCUGGAUGCUGCAGGAGCCUGUUGUGACACAGAGACGGUGGGUGAGCUGAAUGGUUGUCUGGAGGGAGCAUGUGCCCUGGCUGAAGAGGAGACGGCCCUCUGGAGACCCCUCGUCCUGCUCAUUCCCCUCAGGCUGGGCCUGAGUGAUAUAAAUGAGGCCUAUAUUGAACCCUUAAAGCAAUGCUUCAUGCUGCCUCAGUCACUGGGAGUCAUCGGUGGAAAACCCAACAGUGCGCAUUACUUUAUCGGUUAUGUUGGAGAGGAACUCAUCUAUUUAGACCCACACACCACACAGCCUGCAGUGGAACCAUGUGAAGACAGCCAGGUCCCAGAUGAGACAUACCACUGUCAGCACCCGCCCUGUCGCAUGCACAUCUGUGAACUGGACCCGUCCAUUGCAGCGGGUUUCUUCUUCAGAACAGAGGACGAGUUUGACGACUGGUGUAUGCGCAUUAGAAGGGUGUCCUGUAACAGAGGGGGAUUGCCCAUGUUUGAACUAGUGGACAGUCAGCCUUCUCACAUGGUUAGCGUGGAUGCCCUUAAUCUUACCCCUGACUUCUCAGACUCUGACAGGUUGGAGCGGUUCUUUGAUUCAGAAGAUGAAGAGUUUGAGAUCCUUUCCCUGUGAGGAACAAAUGAACAAUGAUUUACUGUUUUCAACAGUAGGCGAAAGAUUCUCGCUCUCUUCUCUGUAUCAGAAGGGAAGCCUGAGGGGAUGAACAUUAAUUGGAGACCUCUUGAGCCAGUCCAGCUCCAAUGGUGUAGUCAGUGUGUGUCACACAACGUUCUUCUCAACAGCUUCUGAAUGCUCUCUGUAUCCAACAUAGAGACUGCCUGGUGGAAGCAGUAGCAGGAGCUCAGGAUAAAUUCUGUAUGCACAUCUUCACAUUGUGUUUCCAUUUGAGUCUUAACACUUUAAACGUUUCUUCUGAAGUGAUAUGGUGCCUUUCCCUGACUCCAUAAGUAAAAUUGCCAUAACAGUUUUAUGUUGUGUACACACAAAUGGUUCAUGAUGCCCAUGGCUUAUGCGGUUUGUCACUAAUAUCUGAAAGUCUGUAACAGCCUGUAAUGAAACCAAAUUUAGUCAAAUCUGCCGACGAGUUGUAUUAAUUGUUCAUGCCAAGACUAAACCAUACACACUAGUUCAUUUUAAGAUUAUUUAUUUACUCAUAAACAUUUAGAAAUUUAAAGAAAACAUGUAAGAUCAUUUAAAAUAAAACAAUAAAAAUCAGACUGAUAUUUGA